Messenger RNA from Marmota monax (woodchuck), 735 nucleotides. RefSeq names its product neurogenin 1 (gene Neurog1). The coding region runs from base 1 to 735 and encodes 244 amino acids. The record is from RefSeq and is a predicted model, not a curated record. The transcript has a single exon. NCBI's taxonomy places the organism in Eukaryota, Metazoa, Chordata, Mammalia, Rodentia, Sciuridae. Gene Ontology annotation, molecular function: protein dimerization activity.
AUGCCAGCCCCGCUGGAGACCUGCCUCUCCGACCUCGACUGCGCCAGCAACAACAGCAGCAGCGACCUGUCCGGCUUCCUCACCGACGAGGAGGACUGUGUCAGGCUCCAAUUGCCUGUCUCCACCUCGGGGCCGCCCGCGCCGGCCCGCAGGGGCGCACCUGGGAUCUCUGGGACGUCAGAUGUUCCAGGGGCGCAGGACGAGGAGCAGGAGCGGCGGCGGCGCAGGGGCCGUGGGCGAGUGCGCUCCGAGGCGCUGCUACAUUCGCUACGAAGGAGCCGGCGCGUCAAGGCCAAUGAUCGCGAGCGCAACCGCAUGCACAAUUUGAACGCCGCGCUGGACGCGCUGCGUAGUGUGCUGCCCUCCUUCCCCGAUGACACCAAGCUCACAAAGAUCGAGACGCUGCGCUUCGCCUACAACUACAUCUGGGCUCUGGCCGAGACACUGCGCCUGGCCGAUCAAGGACUGCCCGGGGGCGCUGCCCGGGAGCGCCUCCUACCUCCUCAGUGUGCCCCCUGCCUGCCCGGACCCCCGAGCCCAGCCAGCGAUGCCGAGUCCUGGGGCUCCGGUACCGCGGCCUCCCCGUGCGCCGCCGCCACCUCACCACUCUCUGACCCCAGUAGCCCCGCGGCCUCCGAAGAUUUCGCAUAUGGCCCCGGCGAUCCCCUUUUCUCCUUCCCUGGCCUGCCCAAAGACUUGCUCCACACGACGCCGUGUUUCAUUCCUUACCACUAG